Eptesicus fuscus (big brown bat) is the source of this 1254-nucleotide messenger RNA. RefSeq names its product aarF domain-containing protein kinase 1-like. The record is from RefSeq and is a predicted model, not a curated record. Gene Ontology annotation, biological process: mitochondrion organization; lipid homeostasis. Lineage: Eukaryota; Metazoa; Chordata; Mammalia; Chiroptera; Vespertilionidae. Gene Ontology annotation, cellular component: mitochondrial inner membrane. The transcript has 4 exons.
AUGGCCCGUGGACUCUACAAGUUCGCACCUCCACCUGCACCUCAGCCGGGUUUCCAUGAUUUGUUUGUGAGCUUUGAUGACACCCCUAUGGAGGCCGCCUCCCUGGCCCAGGUCCAUAAGGCAGUGCUGCGUGACGGGCGGACGGUGGCUGUGAAGGUCGAGCAACCGAAGGUGCAGGUGCAGAGCUCAAAGGACAUUCUCCUGAUGGGGGUGCUCGUCCUGGCUGCCAAGCAGCUGUUCCCAGAGUUUGAAUUCAUGUGGCUGGUGGAUGAAGCCAAGAAGAACCUGCCUUUGGAGCUGGAUUUCCUCAGCGAAGGGAGGAACGUGGAGAAAGUGGCCCAAAUGCUCAAGCACUUUGACUCCUUAAAGGUCCCCCAAAUCCACUGGGAGCUGUCCACCAAGCGGGUCCUUCUGAUGGAGUUUUUGGAUGGCGGGCAGGUCAACGACAGAGAUUACAUGGAGAGGAACAAGAUUGAUGUCAACGAGAUCUCGCGCCACUUGGGCAAGGGCGACAGUGAAAUGAUCUUUGUCGACGGCUUCCUGCACUGAGACCCCCACCCGGGCAGCAUGCUGGUGCGCAAGGGCCCUGACUCGGGAAAGGUGGAGAUUGUCCUGUUGGAUCAGGGGCUCUACCAGGUGCUGACGGAAGCGUUCAACCCGGACUACUGCCACCUCCGGCAGUCGCUGAUCUGGACGGAUAUGGAGAAGGUGAAGAAGUAUUGCCAGCGUGUGGGAGCUGGCGACUUCUACCCCUUGCUUGCCUGCAUGCUGACGGCCCGCUCGUGGAACUCGGUCAACUGCGGCAUCAGCCAAGCUCCAGUCACCGCCACUGAGAACACUGAGAUCUGCAACAAUGCGGUCACCUACCUCCCCCAGAUCAGCCAGUUCCUGCCACGCCAGAUGCUGCUCAUCUUCAAGACCAAUGGCCUACUGCGAGGCAUCAAGGCCACCGUGGGCACCUGCGCCAGCGCCAGCUCCUUCCUCAACAUGUCACGUUGCUGCGUCAGAGCGCUGGCCACGCACAAGAAGAACACCUGUUCAUUCUUCAGAAGGACCCAGAUCUCCUUCAGUGAGACCUUCAGCCUGUGGCAGAUCAGCCUUCAUGAACUCGUUCUGCCUGCGAAGGGGCUGAGGCUGGCCAGCUGGGUCUUGGCCCUGCUUUGCUGGCUGUUGCCUGCUCCGCACCGAGUCGAGUGGCCUUUCUAUCCCCUUCCCUUUUUCGGUGUGACUCUAUGGAAUGCAUCUUUGCCGUGA